AGUCACUCAGCCAGUCAGUCUUGUUUUUGAGUUCCGUUCUGUCUUGUGCAAACUAUACACGACUGUUCUCCGUGACAGGAUUAUUGUUUUAUUUUCAAAACUUCGGGACGGAAAAAUGUUUACAUCUUUGUUUCUUUCUAAAUUCAUCCACGUGUUUUGUGUUUUAUCAAAAUAAAAGCGUCAGUGAUGUGUGAAAUAGUGAAUAGAUGAUUUGGAACCAUAUGCUUCGAAUUUUACGAUACAUUCUCAUCGAGCAAAUAACGGAACAAAACAUUCGAAAGGGUGUCAAAAGGAUCGUAGUCUUAAAUGAGAGCGUUUAGCAAACCGGUCGAUCUUCGGAUGAAUAAAAAUGUCAACAGAAGGAAGUGGAGAGACACCUUCGACGGUACCAAGUUUGCCGGGGGCACCGGAGCAAACGUACUUAUUUCCAAAAGCAAAGGGACACUCGAGGUCUGUAAGUCAUGGAGGAACACCGACCCUGGGAGGCACCCUCGCAGCACGACCACCGCUCAAGUCGGCGAUGCGGGGCCACCAGCGCGCGUUGUCUCACGGCCAGAUCGGCGAAGGGGGUCGCACCGCUCCGAGCUCCGGCCACAGCCGGACCGGUAGCCGUACCGACUUCAUAUUGCCACCGGGCCACCGCGAGCCAGUGCCCGUCAGCGCACAGCCGCGCAUCAACUCCCUCCGCGCUCACCACUCUCGCCAGGCCUCGCGAUCGGAUUCUAUUUACACGAUUCGGCGCGAUUCAGUGGUGGCGCCGUGGCGUCGCGCCGUGUUCUGGCUUAUGCGUCGACAGCAGCCCGCCGUCGACAACAGACACCUCUCCGUCACACCCAACCAUUUGGUACCAGAAAAGACGCCACCUAAAGAUCAUCCAAAUGGACAGAGAUGUGACAACAAAAUCAGAACUACAAAAUACACUCUACUGUCUUUUAUCCCUAAAAACUUAUUUGAACAAUUUCAUAGAAUAGCAAAUGUGUACUUUAUAUUCAUAGUGCUGUUGAACUGGGUGCCGGCUAUCAAUGCUUUUGGCAAGGAAGUGGCCAUGUUGCCCGUGUUGUUUGUGCUUGGUGUGACUGCUAUCAAGGACUUAUUUGAAGACCGUCGCAGGCACCUCUCCGACAAGAGGAUCAACAAUUCAUUUUGUCGAGUCUACAAAAAAUCAGUAGAGCGGUACGUAAGAGUUAAAUGGAAAGAGGUGCGUGUGGGAGACCUAGUGCACCUGUCAAACAACGAGGCGGUACCUGCGGACAUGGUACUUCUGCAUUGCUCCAAUCCUGCGGGCGUCUGCUACCUCGACACCUGCAACCUGGACGGCGAGACCAAUCUCAAACAGCGUAUCGUCGCACCGGGCUUCAGGGAAAAGCAUAAAGAUUUCUGCCCUCUGAAAUUCAGAAGUACAGUUGAAGUGGAACGACCGUCGACCAAAAUAUACAGGUUUACCGGUACGAUUUCACAUCCCAACGGAAUUCGAGUCCCGCUCAAUUCAGAAAACUUAUUGCUAAGAGAGUGCACCAUUAAAAAUACAGACUAUGUUGAGGGUAUCGUUGUGUACGCGGGACACGAAACCAAGGCCAUGCUGAACAACGGCGGACCGCGGUACAAGUGCUCGAAGCUCGAGCGCAAGAUGAACACUGAUGUGAUCUGGUGCGUGCUCGUGCUGCUCUUCCUGUGCUGCGCCGGCGCUGUUGGCUGCAAGCUCUGGUACGACCACUACAGUCCGCUGCUCUACAAAGUCACGCCCUUCAUCACCUACGCGGACAAGCCAGCGUACGAGGGCCUUCUGAUCUUCUGGACCUACAUCAUAGUACUCCAGGUCAUGAUACCGGUGUCCCUCUAUGUCACGAUCGAAAUGACCAAACUGCUCCAGGUGUACCAUAUUCACCAGGACGUUGAAAUGUACGACCCGGUUACCAAUACACGGACAGAGUGCCGAGCUUUAAACAUCACCGAAGAGUUGGGGCAGAUCAAUUACUUGUUCAGCGAUAAGACGGGCACUUUGACGGAGAACAAGAUGGUGUUCAGGCGAUGCACGGUGGGUGGCGUGGACUACGACCACCCGCCUGGCCCGCCCGCCGAGCCCUCGCCCGACCUGCCACCCAUCGUCACUCCCAUCACCAAGGUUUCGCCCAACAGGAGGAUGCUGCAACACAUGCAGGAUAACAACGACGCUCAACAUACGCAAAAGGUGCGCGAGUUCCUCCUGAUGCUGGCGGUGUGCAACACGGUAGUGGUGAGCCAGCCACACGUGGACGCUAUGCAGUUGAGCGGCUCGCAGUCCGGCGGACACUUCCCCGCAGACCGGCCCGCCGACCGCCCCGCAAGGUCCAACGGCACGCUGCGAUCAAACGACAAGUAUGCGCGGCUGACGGAGUCCAGGUCGACGACGCCCUCACCGCCGCCCUCCACCACGUCCCCGCUGCGCAUCCGCCUGCCGCGCUUCCCCUUCGGUAGCCGCGACGACACCAGCAGCGAGCCAAGCACCUCUGCAGAUUCACAGUUGGCGCGUUUCGAGGCGGAGAGCCCGGACGAGCUGGCGCUGGCGGAGGCGGCGCUGGCGUACGGCUACGAGCUGCGCAGCCGCGCUCCCGACGAGGUGGAAGUGGGCAUGCGCGGUGAGCUGGUGCGCUACAAGGUUCUGCGCGUACAGCAGUUCGAUUCCAACCGGAAGUGCAUGUCCGUCGCCAUGCGCCUGCCAACCGGACAGGUGAUCCUGUACGUGAAGGGCGCGGACUCAGCGGUGCUGGGCGCGCUGACGCCGAUGCGCGCGGGCUCGGCGGAGGCGGCGGCGUACGAGCGCACGCGCGCGCUGCUGUCGGAGUACGCCCGCGCCGGCCUGCGCACGCUCGUCAUGGCCAAGCGCACCAUGCAGCCCGCGCUCUGGGAGGAGUGGCUCGCGGGACAUGCGCGCGCAUCCGAAAUUGGAGAAGGUCGCGAGAAGCGCAUCCGCGAGUCUCUGGCGCGGCUGGAGAGCGCGCUGAGCCUGGUGGGGGCGACGGGGGUGGAGGACCGGCUGCAGGAGGCGGUGCCGCGCACAGUGCGGGCGCUGCUCGACGCCGGCCUCGCCGUGUGGGUGCUCACCGGAGACAAACCCGAGACCGCCAUCAACAUCGCCUACUCCGCCGCGCUCUUCUCGCAGACCGACCGUCUGCUGCAUCUCAUGUCCAGGGACAAGGAGCACGCGGAGUCAACUAUCAAGAGCUACCUGGAGGGCGGCCUGGCGGAGGGCGGGGGCGGGCGCGCGCUGGUGGUGGACGGGCGCACCCUCACCUACAUCCUGGACAGGCGCUCCGGUCUCGUGGCACCUUUCCUCUCGCUGGCCAAGCGCUGCUCCGCCGUGCUCUGCUGCCGCGCCACGCCGCUACAGAAGGCUUACAUUGUCAAGGCGGUGAAGGAGGAGUUAGGAGUUACGACGCUGGCGAUCGGAGACGGCGCCAACGACGUCUCCAUGAUUCAAACCGCUGAUGUUGGAAUCGGUCUAUCUGGUCAGGAGGGGAGGCAGGCUGUGAUGGCGUCAGACUUCGCGUUGUCCCGGUUCAAGUUCCUGGAGCGACUGCUGCUGGUGCAUGGACAUUGGUGCUACGACCGCCUCGCGCGCAUGAUACUAUACUUCUUCCUCAAGAAUGCUACGUUCGUGUUCCUGGUGUUCUGGUACCAGUUCUACUGCGGCUUCUCCUCCAUGGUGAUGAUCGACCAGCUUCAUCUCAUGGCCUACAAUCUCAUGUUCACCGCUUUCCCCCCAAUAGUCAUAGGCGCGUACGACCGGUCUGCGCCGGCGGCGCUGCUGGCGGAGCGGCCGGGGCUGUACGGGGCGGCGCGGCGCGGGCUGGCGUACCGCGCGCACUCCUACUGGGCCGUGCUGGCCGAGUCCGUCUACAUCAGCGUCGUGAUAUUCUUCAGCGCGGCCAGCGCGUACUGGGACACCGACGUCGACAUCUGGCUGUUCGGUCUCGUCAACAUGACCUGCUGUCUGCUCGUCAUGCUGGUCUACGUCGCCAUCGAGACCAGGAGCUGGACUGUGAUCCACGUGGUGGCGCUGUCGGGCUCCCUGAUAUCGUUCUUCGUGCUGACGCUGAUGUACCAGUCUGUGUGCGUGUCCUGCUUCAACCUGCCCUCCACCUACCGCGUCAUGCAUCACGCGCUCGUAGACCCCAUGUACUGGCUGCUGCUCGUGCUCACCACAGUCGCCGCGCUCGCGCCCAGACUGGCAUGGCACGCGGUGCGCAACUCAGUGCGGCCGGGCGCGCUGCGGCGAGCCGUGCUGGCGCGGCGGCGGCGCCCGCGGAGACUGCCCUAUGCCGCCACAUACCACACCACCAGCUCCUCCGCACACGUCUACAGGUCGACGGACGAGGACGGUCUACAGAAGACGCACUCUGACGUUGCGGCCAUCACGUGACGUCGCCUCCUCUUAUUUAAUUUGAAACCAGGCUGUGAUCUGUCAUUAGAACUAUUUGUAAUAUAACUAUAGAGUAAUAUAUUGUGCUUUUGUACCAAUAAAGCGGGACCAAUGCGUCAGUCGUGACCGGGGCCGACGGACUAAUGUUUGUAUUCAUAAAUUUGUGGCGAGCGGAAGACGUGGCCGGUGGUGGACACGGGAAUUUACACGUUUAAGUUAACUUAUCUAGUCUGUACUGUGUACCUAGCGCGCGUCAGCACGGGCCCGCACUCUUCCAACAUCUGUUCUCUGUCGAUACUGUUCGCUGCGAACGUAGUAUUCAAUAUGAUUCAGUAUUCAACGCUUCGGACCCACCACGGCUCGCCGGCACUGUACUUUGCAACUAUUGUACUUAUGUUACCCGCUUAUGGGAAAGAGAAGAGAGUCGGAAGUUUAGAGAAGUUCGCUUGCCCCACGCUAUCAGGGUUUGUCUGCGUUAUGUUCGUUGUCGGAUGAUCGAACAACGAUGUCCAUACUAUUUAUGUAUAACUAAUUUAUUUAGUAAUACUACAAAAAUUUUCAUACGACAUUCUGCAACGGACACAAUGCAGAAAUAUGUCUACACUAGAAAUGUUACUAUGAGUGUUCAUUGUGAUUUGGAGUGAUAGUGCAACAGUGAUCGGUGAUAUGAAAACAAGUAUUUUUAUAUAUUGUGGAGUAAAUCAUCUUCACGUAUUUUGUUUGGUAAUCGAGCCCGCUGCCUUGCCGGAGAUUGAACGAUUUAAGGUUUCAUUGCUGUCUCAGGAGGUAAGAAAUACACUAAAUCUUCAUUUUACGACAUUUCAUUAUUUUAACAUUGUAACUUCGCAACCUUAUGUACCAUUGAUAUAUCUAUUCUUACAUUUUUGUUAAUAUUUUAAUUAUUAGUUUCUAUAGAAAUAAAACACUUAUUUCA
Molecule: messenger RNA, 5333 nt
Organism: Papilio machaon (common yellow swallowtail)
Lineage: Eukaryota; Metazoa; Arthropoda; Insecta; Lepidoptera; Papilionidae
Product: phospholipid-transporting ATPase VD
Exons: 16
Coding region: 350-4399 (1349 amino acids)
Biological process (GO): phospholipid translocation
Cellular component (GO): plasma membrane
Molecular function (GO): magnesium ion binding; ATP hydrolysis activity; ATP binding
Source: RefSeq, a predicted model, not a curated record